Messenger RNA from Merops nubicus (carmine bee-eater), 1050 nucleotides. RefSeq names its product trichoplein, keratin filament binding (gene TCHP). The annotation marks the transcript as partial. Lineage: Eukaryota; Metazoa; Chordata; Aves; Coraciiformes; Meropidae. Gene Ontology annotation, biological process: apoptotic process. Gene Ontology annotation, cellular component: keratin filament. The transcript is spliced from 10 exons. The record is from RefSeq and is a predicted model, not a curated record.
GUUGCUGAGCAGCUGCUCUCUGAGCACUGGAGGAAGAACAACGCUGAGCUCCAGGAGGUGGAGCCUGAGCUGCAGAGGAAGCACCUGACGGAGGCUUGGGGCCACCAGCUAAUGGAAGAACCCGAGCAAGAAGCAACUGAACUUGAGGAGAGGAAACAUUAUGAGAAUGAAUAUGAAACAGCACACAGGGAAGAGCUGGAAAGAACGAGACAGGAGGAGGAGAAGCACCAGCUGGAAGAGAGGCAGCAAGCAGAGGUGUUGCUUCAGCAAAUCAAAGAACUGAAGUUGCAGGAGGCUGAGGCAACAAAGCUGAAAAAAGAACAUGAGAAAUUAUUAAAGCAGCAGUGGGAGCUGGAGAACUUGGAAGAAGAAAGGAAACAAAUGGAAGAGCACCGGAAGAAGAGCGAGUUUGGUCGCUUUUUGAGGCACCAGUGUAACGCCCAGUUAAAGAGAAGAGCCCAGCAGGUACAGGAGGAGCUGGAGAUGGACAGGCAAAUCUUGUUAGCCCUCCUGGAGAGGGAAGAGGAGCAGCCCCAGCAGCCUGCGCGACCGGCCGCGGAUGCCGCCUGGCUGAAACGUGUCCUCGAGGAGCAGCUCCAGUUAGAAAAGGAGAGGGAAGCAGAGCUGCAGACUAUUUUCAGAGACGAAGCUAAAAAAGUGUGGGAGAAGAGGGAAGAAGAAUGGGAGAGAGAGAAGGCAGCCAGGGAUCGCCUGAUGAAGGAGGUCCUUGCAGGCAGAUGGUGCCAGCUCCAGGAGGAGAUGGAGGCGAACAGACGAGCCCGAGAAGAGUCUAUAAAAUAUCGAGAGCAGCUGAUUAAAGAACUGGAAAAGGCCAAAGAACGGAGGAGGCAGGAGAAGGGGCAGGGGGAGGAGCUGCAGCCAGCCCGCAGGGGGCAGCUGGAGGCGCAGCUGACAGACUGGCACCUGCAGGACCAGGAGCAGCAGCAGCAGCACCCGUGGGAGGAGGAAGAUGAGGUGAGAUGGGCCCAGCAGCACGGCAAGGAGCUGGUGUGGGGGGAGGCUGAGCGUGGCUACCACAGCCAGCACUAG